This is a messenger RNA of Dreissena polymorpha, 2648 nucleotides long. Its product is annotated as deoxyuridine 5'-triphosphate nucleotidohydrolase-like. The transcript is spliced from 6 exons. NCBI's taxonomy places the organism in Eukaryota, Metazoa, Mollusca, Bivalvia, Myida, Dreissenidae. The record is from RefSeq and is a predicted model, not a curated record. The coding region runs from base 66 to 575 and encodes 169 amino acids. Gene Ontology annotation, molecular function: magnesium ion binding; dUTP diphosphatase activity. Gene Ontology annotation, biological process: dUTP catabolic process; dUMP biosynthetic process.
GUGUUAUUUCGCGCGAAAUUGAUAGUUCAUUUUGAAGCGCCAAAAUCAAGUCGAUAAACAAUACAAUGCCGGUCGAAGUGGAAAGGCAGAUAUCUGAAGUCGUAGAACCUUUGGCGAAGAAACCUUGCAUUGAAGACACGAUGGCCGGACCAGUGUUGAGAUUUGCAAAGCUGACAGCAAAGGCUUUCACACCAACACGGGGAUCAAAGCUCGCCGCGGGUUACGAUUUAUACAGUGCCUACGAUGCUGUGAUCCCUGCCCGUGGCAAGGCCGUGGUGAAAACUGACAUCCAGAUCUCACUCCCUGAUGGCUGCUAUGGAAGAGUUGCACCCAGGUCUGGUCUGGCAGCAAAAAACUUCAUUGAUGUUGGUGCUGGAGUUAUUGAUCAGGACUACCGGGGAAACGUUGGAGUGGUGAUGUUUAACUUCGGAGAUGCUGACUUUGAAGUGAAGGCAGGAGACCGUAUAGCCCAGCUGAUCUGUGAGCGGAUAUAUCUGCCAGACCUUAUAGAAGAAAAGUCGUUAGACGAUACAGACCGCGGUAGUGGUGGAUUUGGCUCAACUGGCACAAAAUAGCUGCAGAUGAUGGACUGUGAUCUUAAAACAAGGAAACUAGAUCUGAAAAAAACAGAUUUCAGGACUUAAAUUAAUACUUCUCCUUAAGGAUUCUCAGUUAGCAGCUAAUAUGUAUUCAUCAAAACUCUUUCAUGAGAAUGUUUCACAGUAGUUUUGUAUUUAAAUAUGAAAAUAUGGUAUUAUCUGCGUCAUGUAUCAUAUAUUUUUCAUAAUAAACUUUUAAGUUGUAUAAUGUCUUUUUACCAUAAAUAUUUUUCAGCUAAUGAUGUUUUAUGAACAAAUGUUAUAUAACAAAAAAAAAGAGGAAAAGAAAACUAGCAUUGCGAACACAUAUUCCAAUUGUCUCCAUUGCAUUUCAUCAUGUAUUCAAUUUUCAUCAUGCAAUUUGUGUACUAGUAGUAUUUCAAACAUCAUGGUUUGAUGCAAUUAAUGUUUAUUUCCUGCAAAAUUACUGUUUAUGAUACAAGUCCUAAAUCUAUAGUCAUACAUUUAUAUUGAAAUGUAUUUCUAAGAAUACCGAGUUGUUACUUGUUUGCUUUUCAACUGAUAAAUAAUGAUUUAAGUGCUUAUUUCUAUUUGAAUUCUGGAAUGUUGAGUAAAUGAAAUAUGGUCAGAUUUGACCAUAUGAUUUAAGCAUUUUUGUAAAAAUGAUUGCUUAAAUAUUUUGCUAGUUGUAGAAGUAUUUUUGCUGUAUAUAUUGUAUAGUUUGGUUCAAUGUCAUGUUCAAACUAUGAACAAAAAGUGUCACCAUUAUGUGUUCAGUGCAUCUUGCAUAAUUUAAUGGUUAUAUUUUGUUAUUUUGUAAUAUUACUGUUUGUAAAUAAUAAUGCAAUAUUGACAGUUCAAGAUAGAUGAGUUGUGCUUAUUUCAGAUUGUUUCCACAAUGUUCUUGAUUUUUACUAAAAGGAAUUUUGUAUUUAAAGCAAACCAUGCCUUUAAAUGAUUUUAUGAUCUCAAGGAGUGGGAUACAUUAAGCAAGGCACUUGUUUGUAUAUAUGUGCAUCCAGAAGCUGGUGUUUUGAACUCUAUAAUUACAGAGUGGAUCUUGCUAAAAUGUUAACGGUUGAAUGAUCUUUAAGAAAAGCUAUUUUAUAAAUGAAUAUAUCGAAAGACGGAAGAUUGAAAUCCAAAGAAAAUUUAUGUGAAAAAACAAUUAUUUUGUAACUUCAAAACUAUUCUAAUGUUGAUAGGCAAUUUCUGUAACUCUCUUAGGUAUUUCUGGCACCUAUUUUGGUGAUGAGGUAUUAUCUUCCAACAUGCGCAUGGCACAUGCUUGAACAUUUCUUAAAUCACACCCCUAUUACUUUGGUGUGAAGCAUUUUGACCACAGUUGUUUCGUGAACUCCCCCCCUCCCCCUCCCCCCUUUCAAGUAAUAUGGCUUGUGUUGGAAAGCUCACACUCAAUACUGGGGCUGUUUAAAUAAAAUUUCCUGAAACAACAGAGGGUACAAGGAUUCAAAGAAAGCACUGCUGAUAAAGAAGGGAAUUUCUGCUACUAUGAGCUAAGGCAGAAAUGUGUCUGUUUUUUCACUAAAAUAAUGGUCCCUAAAUUGUGUACUGUAAAUACUGGGCGUGUAUGUCUCAAACUUUCACAGUUGAAUAACGGUCGUGAUGAUAUGAUGGUAAAGACAGGAAUUCUGACUGCAACCAGUUUCUGCCGAUUUAUUAGCUUUUUUGUCAACUAUAGACUAUAUAGGGGAUUUGUAGGUGUCCAAUUAAGUGUGGUGGGGGGCAUCAGUGUCUGUGACACAUAUCUUGUUUUCUUCAUAAUUUGUGUUCAGAGAGAAACUUCCUUAGUGUGUUCUAAUAUAAAUGUACAAAUAUAUGUUUGGAUAAUUUCCCUUUUGUGUUUAUUCUUUGUUUUUAUCAUCUCACAUAUUGCCAAUUUAUGUAAUCAUGUCACCUGCUGUGUUCAGUAAACAUAGUUUAUCUUUGUUACAAGUAUGUAAUUUUUGAAAUUUCAUGUAAGGCAGUCAAAGAUCUGAAGAAAACACAUUGUGACCAUAAUUGCCAACAUUUCCAUGUAGUUGCAAAUUAAUUUCAUUGAAAGUUAAUAAAGAAAUAUUGCGCAAA